CACGCGUCACUCCACCCCCAAUCUCUCUCUACCAAUUCUCCGCGAAGAAAGCUGAAAUCUCUCUCCUCCCUCUCCUUUCUCUCUCCUCUCCUUUGUUUUGUUUUGUUUUGUUUUGUUUGCAUUAAGCGUAGAGUAGUAGUAUAACUAUAACUUCUCUUAACAUUUUGGAAAUUAGGGGGGAAAAUAAAGCCUAUUAUUAGUUUUUUCGCUCCUUUUCUCUUCCCACGCGAGUUCGAUCCGCCAUUUUCGCACCUUCUUCUCCUCCUCCUAUCGCAUCUUAAUUUUCUUUAUAGGUUUUGAGGAUUCAUGGUGGCUACAACAAUGUUAAAUGUUAGUAAGCAGUUCAUCUCUGUUCAUCCUGAAGAGCUCAAAUUUCAAUUUGAGCUGGAAAAGCAAAGCUUUUGUGACCUGAAAGUUACUAACAACACAGAUCAAAAUAUUGCUUUUAAGGUCAAAACCACUUCCCCUAAGAGGUAUUAUGUACGGCCAAACACUGGUGUUUUACAUCCUUGGGACUCCUGUGUCAUACGAGUCACUCUCCAGGCUCAACAGGAAUAUCCUCCUGAUAUGCUAUGCAAGGAUAAAUUUCUUCUUCAAAGCACAAUAGUGUCUCCAAAUAGUGAAGUCGAUGAUCUUCCACAAGAUGCUUUUAACAAAGACAGUGGGAGGACAAUCGAGGAAUGCAAACUUAGAGUUGUGUAUGCCUCCCCCAACUCGACUCAGGGUAGUGCAGAUGAGGACUCAAUUAAUAAGCCUGGAAGAGGCCUGAAUGCACAGGGCAAUUCAAGUCUUGAAGAUAAACAGAUUGUGCAACGUGUGAAAGAAGAAAGGGAUGCAGCUAUCCGACAAACGCAGCAACUCCAACAGGAAUUGGAAAUGUGGAAGAGACGCAGACAACGCAGAAAUAACUCUGGUUUCUCAUGCAAAUUUGCUCUUUUUGUGGCUCUGAUAGGGAUUAUGCUCGGCAUUCUGUUAAAACUCUCUUUCUCUUCACCAACUACACCAUAGUUAUGUUAUUUCGUGCAGGAGACGAAUUCUUCUUUGUAUCAGUAGCUAUAUAUCUAUCUACCUUCAUUUUUUCCAUCUUCUCUCAGGCUAGUCAUUGCUCCCUGUAAAUUGAUGAUCAAAAAUUGUUUUCAUUGUUCUUCUCUCUUUCCUUUUUCUCCUUUCUUUUUUCCUUUCCCUUGAUAUGUCGAAUAGAAUUUGCUUCUGGCAGUUAAAAAAAUGAGAUGUUCGCUUUGUGAAAACAUGGAAGCUUAAGUGUCUUGUUUAUUUGCUGCUCAA
Molecule: messenger RNA, 1284 nt
Organism: Beta vulgaris subsp. vulgaris (sugar beet)
Lineage: Eukaryota; Viridiplantae; Streptophyta; Magnoliopsida; Caryophyllales; Amaranthaceae
Product: vesicle-associated protein 2-1
Exons: 9
Coding region: 307-1008 (233 amino acids)
Biological process (GO): endoplasmic reticulum membrane organization
Cellular component (GO): endoplasmic reticulum membrane; plasma membrane
Source: RefSeq, a predicted model, not a curated record